GGUGGGCAUGGCGGCCAUGAGGUGAGGGAGAGGAUGUCGCUCGUCUGCUGCCAUGCUGCGAGGGCUGCGGCGGCGGUGGGACUCCUACAAGUACCGCUUCGUGCCUUGGCUGGCCCUCAACCUCCGCCGCAAGCGCAGGACCCUCAGAUAUGUUCCCGAAAGCUCCCAAGACAAGAUUAUCUCUGAUGAAGAUGUCUUUGAAACACUACUGAAGAUAUUCAAAGCUCUGUUCCUAAAUGACUUCAGUAGACAAGCACAUAUUUUGGCCUUUCUUCCAGAAAUCAAACAUAAAUACCUGGAGUUACUGGCUGUGGAACAGAAGCUAUCAAAAGUACACUCAUGUAACCAUCUAAGUCAACAUGUGUUUAGUCCAGAGGAAGUUCUGUUUAAUACACUAGGGUUCAUGGUUAGUAGGGACCAAAGUUCCCUGGUGUCUGCUGGAACUGGAGUCUUUGUUACCAAAGGUUUUGUACCAAAGGGGACGGUUGUAUCUAUGUAUCCUGGUACAGUAUACAGAAAGCAUGAGCCCAUUUUCCAGUCCCUUGGCAAUCCCUUUAUUUUUAGGUGCAUAGAUGGUGUCCUUAUUGAUGGGAAUGAUAAAGGACUAUCAAGAUCAGUGUACAGGUCUUGCUGCAGAAGAGACCAGCUUGGCCCGUUUCAAAUGAGCGAUGAGAGCUGGCUCACAGCUGCCCUGCAGAACCCACUGGCAGUGGGACAGUAUGUCAACAACUGCUCACAUGAAAAAGCAGCCAACGUGUGUUAUCAGGAGUUUGAUGUGCCAGCGUAUUUUCCAGUAGAACUGAAACAGUAUCUUCCAAACAUUGUCUACAGCCAUGACAUAGAGAGCCUCCUGCGGUGCGUUGUGCUUGUCACUCUGAGAGACAUCAAGCAAGGAGAAGAACUUUUUUCCAAUUACUACACUGUUGUCAGCUGAGUUAAUAAAUUCAAGCCUGUGUCAUUAAAAUA
Molecule: messenger RNA, 966 nt
Organism: Melopsittacus undulatus (budgerigar)
Lineage: Eukaryota; Metazoa; Chordata; Aves; Psittaciformes; Psittaculidae
Gene: SETD9
Product: SET domain containing 9
Molecular function (GO): protein binding
Source: RefSeq, a predicted model, not a curated record